AUGCGUACUGUACGAACCAUUGGUCGUCGGACAUGGAGCAUCGAGACUAUACUGGAGAUGUAUCAAUCAAAAGGUACCUCUAACAGUUUUCGGAACAAAAGCUGCCGCUUCCGAAACGGAAGGAGGGAAACCGCAGCGGCCACUGCUCUGGUCCUGUCGUUGAGGUCUCUAGGCAACCGGCCGGGUGGUUGGCUCGUACCGCGUGAAAGGACAGCGCGGUCAACAACGCCUCAGUCCGAGAGUUUCGACGACCGCAAAGGGAUGAUGGUCGAAUGCAAGACCUCGGAUGCGGAUGCGACGGACGACAGGACUUGUAUGAGGCUUGUAGUCGUCAGCUCAGCCGAAGUCGAGACCAAGGCCGAGACCGAGAUCGCUCGAUUGCCACGCGAUUAUCGACUUUUCGGUUGCCAUUCGAAGCUGCGGUUGGUAGUGUGUUCCUUCCUUUUGGAGCGGUGA
Molecule: messenger RNA, 456 nt
Organism: Soboliphyme baturini
Lineage: Eukaryota; Metazoa; Nematoda; Enoplea; Dioctophymatida; Soboliphymatidae
Source: the annotation of a GenBank genome assembly